AUGAAGAAGGGUUGUACAGACAUUCCCUUGUUGCUUCUUGACGACGGAACUGAGGUUGAUGUAGUGGGAGUUUGCGAAAUAAGGAAUACGGUAGCAUCCCGUAAUUAUAUAAAGCUGUGCAAUGACGCCAACUUCUGCAACAAUUACUGUAAUGCUGAAGUCACAAUCGAACCACUUCAACCCACCAUAGAACCACCACAACGACAGCCAACGGUCACAUGCUACGAAUGCGAUUCAUAUGGUGGAGAAUGCUUCACAGAACGCCAACAGCGACAAUCAACUGGUACAAUAUACGUCAGGAAGUCUUGCACUAACGUCCCGUUCGUUGAAUACCCAGAUAACAGAGCUUCAACUGCUUUGAACACAUGCGAAUCUCGAAUAAUCGACGACAUUCAGUAUCAAGUAAGAGUGUGUAACGCUGGAAACUAUUGCAAUGUUGCCUGUCCUAUGCAGGAUGAGCAACUAGUUAACUGCUAUCAGUGUGAAGCAACAAAUCAGGCUGACUGUACUACCGGAUCUUGCCAAGGGAGAUACUGCUUGUUCAGUGAGUUUUAUAGAAAGCAACUUGUUAACUGCUACCAGUGUGAAGCAACAAAUCAGGCUGACUGUACCACUGGAUCUUGUCAAGGGAGAUACUGCUUGUUCACAAGAACCCAAACCUCACUUGGCAUACAAAUAAAGAAGUCAUGCUCAAACACAAACGAGCUCCUGUACCCAGACAAUGGUCGAUAUGCCUCUUUUGGGAUUUGCGAGUAUAGGCAAAUAAACUUUGUGAACUACGACUACAAACUGUGCAAUACUUCAUCGUACUGCAAUACUGCUUGUCCGGCUGGACCGUUCUCGACAACAACGUUUGCUCCCCUGACUUCUACAUCAUCGUGGGAUUCUCGCAUUGCAUCUAUAUUAAUACCUAUCAUACUGUACUUGUUAGCUCGUUAGAA
This is a messenger RNA of Strongylus vulgaris, 941 nucleotides long. NCBI's taxonomy places the organism in Eukaryota, Metazoa, Nematoda, Chromadorea, Rhabditida, Strongylidae. The record is from the annotation of a GenBank genome assembly.